Phaedon cochleariae (mustard beetle) is the source of this 902-nucleotide messenger RNA. NCBI's taxonomy places the organism in Eukaryota, Metazoa, Arthropoda, Insecta, Coleoptera, Chrysomelidae. The record is from the annotation of a GenBank genome assembly.
AUGGAUAAAGAAACAUCACUUUACUGCUCUCAACAGCAAAAAAAUGAAUUAGUUCAGCUGUUGCAGUCCCAGCAAUAUGCAGUAUUGCUAACUGGGAAAUUUACUGGAAAUUUUACUUUCAAAGAAGCCCAAGAAAAAUGGAAAGAGAUUGCCUCCAUCCUAAACUCCAUACCAGGGUGUAAUAAAGAUUGGAAACACUGGAGAAAGACAUGGCAGGACAUUCGUUCUAAGACAAAAAAGAGGCAAGUCGAUCAGACCAAAUAUACACGAGGCAUAGGAGGUGGACCCAGCACCAAGUGCCCACUGAAUGAAAAUGAGAAGAAGAUUGUUUCCUUGAUAAAUCCAACUGAAAUAACAGGAAACAUGAAUAUUCUAGAAACAGAUAUCACCUUCAGUUUCGAGGACAUCCAGCAAGAAGUUGAUAUCCCAGAUAUUGAUGUAUCUGAGUUGGUGGAUGAAAAUGCUGCACUUGUUCAAAUACCAAUUUGUAAUCAAGGAAACGAUAUUCCCAAAUCUGAUCAUCAGUAUUGUGAGGCAAAAGAACAAAAAAUUACUGAGAAAACACCUAGAAGCAUACCUAUUCAAAAACAAAGGUUCAAAGAGAGUUUAAUAGCUUCUAGGCAGUUGACAUCCUUAGCAAAAGAAAAGUUACACUAUAAAAAAGAAUAUUAUGAUAAAAAAAUAAUUCUCAUGGAGAGGCAAAUUAUAGCUCUAGAAAAGUUGGUUGAAUGUUUCAAAAAGUGAAUGUUUCGUUCUGAUUUCUUACAUGGUGACAUUCAUUUGCUAUAUUUGAAAAUGCAAGCAGUUGACACAAAUUCAAUAAUUUAGUUCAUUUCUGUAUCAGAAAAUAUAUUCUAGAGUUCAAAGUAAUCAAAAUAAUUCUCACUAUAAAUUAGGACAUU